Vombatus ursinus (common wombat) is the source of this 2652-nucleotide messenger RNA. Its product is annotated as cytochrome P450 2S1. The record is from RefSeq and is a predicted model, not a curated record. Bases 160 to 1716 code for a protein of 518 amino acids. Gene Ontology annotation, molecular function: heme binding; oxidoreductase activity, acting on paired donors, with incorporation or reduction of molecular oxygen, reduced flavin or flavoprotein as one donor, and incorporation of one atom of oxygen; iron ion binding. NCBI's taxonomy places the organism in Eukaryota, Metazoa, Chordata, Mammalia, Diprotodontia, Vombatidae. Gene Ontology annotation, biological process: xenobiotic metabolic process. Gene Ontology annotation, cellular component: cytoplasm; intracellular membrane-bounded organelle. The transcript is spliced from 9 exons.
UUCGAACCAGAUGGCCUCAGUGAAUUUGGGCGUGAGCCUUUCUCCCCAAUCUGGGCUUCAAUUUCUCUGUAUAUUUGAAGGGAUUGGAUUUAAAAAACAGCAAUGAAAUAAUAUUCCAAUAGCCACCCUUUAGGAAAGGUCAGUGGAAUUUGAGACCCAAUGGCUUGCAGGUGCCAGGCGGGCCCCCCUUGGGAGGAGGUGGCAGGUGUUCAGAGUCCCAGCGCUCCGGCCAGGCCUGGGUGGGGCGCCAGUGUAGGGUGCUUGGAAGUCACGGAACCAUGGGACCUGCGGCCCUGGAAGGGCACCCGAGUGCAAACCCCUGCUGGUGCUCAGGAGAAAACUGAAGCCCGGAGAGGGACAGGAACUUGCCCAGAGUCCCACGGGGAGUUACAGCUCAGUGCUCGGUAUGGCCCUGUGUUCACCGUUUAUCUGGGCUCCCGCCCUGUAGUCAUCCUAAGUGGUUAUGAGGCCGUCAAAGAGGCAUUGGUGGACCAGGCAGAGGCAUUCUCCGGGCGAGGGAAAGUAGCCACGUUGGAGAAGACCUUCAAUCAGCAUGGCAUUUUCUUUGCCAAUGGGGAUCGAUGGAAAUACCUUCGGAAGUUCACCACCCUCUCUCUAAGAAAUCUGGGUAUGGGCAAGAAGGAAGGAGAAGAGCAAAUUCAAGAGGAGGCUCACUGCCUGGUGGAAGCGUUACAGAAUACCCAAGGGUCCCUGCUGGACCCUUCCCUGCUGCUGUCUCAGGCUGUCUCCAACGUCACCUGCAUUCUCCUGUUUGGGAGUCGCUUUGACUAUGAAGAUGAAAAGUUCCGAGCUGUGGUCCUUGCCGCUGCUGGCACGCUGAAGGAGAUUAGCACCUCGUGGGGACAGCUCUGUGAGAUGUUCUCGGGUCCCCUCUACUACCUCUCGGAUAUCCUUCGAUAUCUCUCAGCUCCCCAUAGCCGGCUCACAGACCACCUAAGCACCCUAGCAACCUUUGUCUCAGGCCAGAUCCAGCAGCACCAGGAGAAGCUGGAACCUCAGGCUCCUGUCAGAGACUUUGUGGACGACUUCCUGGUCAAAAUGGGCCAGGAAGAAAAAGCCUCAGGGUCUGGCCACACGGAUUUCCUGCUGACCACUGUGAACCUGCUCUUUGCGGGGACGGCAACAGUCAGUGCCACGCUCAAAUAUGCUUUCCUGCUCCUGCUUAAAUAUCCAGAGGUCCAAGAUCGAAUCCAGGAGGAGCUGAGCCGAGAACUGGGGCGGGAGCGGGCCCCCAGCCUGGAGGACCGUGGGCGUCUUCCCUACACUGAUGCUUUUCUGCAUGAGGUUCAGAGGUUCCUGGCCCUCCUCCCUAUGGGGGUACCCCGUGCCCUCACAAAGCCCACUUCUUUCAGGGGCUAUGAUCUGCCCCAGGGCAUUGAAGUCUUCCCACUCCUGGGCUCCGUUCUGCAUGACCCAGAAUUCUUUGAGCGGCCAGAGGAAUUUGACCCAAGCCGUUUCCUGGAUGCCGAUGGCCGAUUCAAGAAAAACGAGGCCUUCUUGCCUUUCUCCUUAGGGAAGCGAAUCUGCCUUGGGGAAGGCCUGGCCCGCACUGAACUCUUCCUCUUCUUCACCACUAUCCUCCAGAAUUUCUCCCUGGAGAGUCCAUCCCCACCCGGAGCUCUGAGCCUCCGGCCAGCCAUCAGUGGCUUCGCCAACAUUCCUCCAACCUUCCAGCUUCGCUUCAGACCCCGCUGACUGGCUUGGGGGAGAGGGCAGCAGGAGACCCUAACCCCCAGGGCUGAUGAACUGGUGCCCCACUUGGAAUGGGCCCACAGGGUUCAGAGACAGGCUCCUAAGGCUCCCAGAGAACAAAGACCUAGGAGUAGAUUCAUCCAUUUCAGAGACUCACUCUCAACAUGCUCAUGAAUGCACACAGACCAACAUCCUGUAUUUAUUCAAUUCGACACACCCUUUGUUAGCCAUGUUCUACACGUAAGACAUUCUUGAUGUAGAAAUGGCCAACUUGGAGUUGAGGAUCUGAGUUCAAAUCCUGCCUGUCCUACCUCUGUGAUCAUGGGCUAGGCAUUAUCCCUUUCUGGGUGUUAUCUUCUCACUCUAAGCCUAUAAUCCACAGCAGCCCACAAGCCAGUACUUCUCUUUCACACACCCUUAGGACACACUGUAGACAUACCCUAGCUGUCUCUUGGGACCUCAGAGUAAGUAGGAAGAGAGAGAAGGAACUACCUAGCCCAACCCACCCUUACUUGAGCCAGAGUUCUGACUACCACAUACGUACUUGACAGAUUUAUCUAGUGUCUGAUUGCCCUGACUUUCAGGAAGGGGAAACCCACUCUGUCCCCAGGAAGCCCAUCCCACUUCAGGAUACCUCUGAUGGUUAGGAAGGUCACACAAUUUCUCUUGUCUGCCUCUCUAGUCUUACCCACGGGCACUAACACUCCAAAUACCCAUGGUUCCACCACUACCCUGCAGGUGCACUCCACCCAGGGAAAGGGAGACCCAUCUUGGCCUCUGUCCAGUUCCUCUGAAGGAGCUUGAUCUGCAGUUUGACCCCCUGCAAACACCCCUCCCCAAAGUGUUGGGGACCUGGAAAAGAGGCUGUCUCUUCCCUCCCCUCAUGCCCUUUCUACCCCUACCUCCUCCCCAAUAAAUACUUGACCUACUUCUGGAAGA